This is a messenger RNA of Rhagoletis pomonella (apple maggot), 924 nucleotides long. Its product is annotated as A-agglutinin anchorage subunit-like. Lineage: Eukaryota; Metazoa; Arthropoda; Insecta; Diptera; Tephritidae. The record is from RefSeq and is a predicted model, not a curated record. The transcript has 4 exons. Bases 1 to 924 code for a protein of 307 amino acids.
AUGCAUCUAAUAAAGAUAAGUGAUGAUUUUCAUGUAGAAGUUCGUGUAUUGCAAACUAAGCUAAACGAAAAAGAUGCCGACGUAUCAUCGUUGAUUGCGGAGAUAAAAAGCCUUCGCAGCAUUGUUGACAACUCCGCCGGCUCUCUGCAUGGGACUAAUGUUACUGCUGCUCAUGCUGAACAGUGUUUACCUACACCAACAGAAACUCCCUCAUCUGCUCCGUCUACUAAGUGCACGGUAUCGAAUGCUGCUCUGCCCCCCAAUGGGUCUGCUAAGCGCAUGGCGCUCUAUACCAAUGUUACCUAUGCUGCUGCUGCCGGUACUAACUCAAUUAAAGCUAAUGUUAACAGCUCUGUUAUGACUGCUGCUGGCGCUGUUGUUGAUGCCGACGUGGAUGUUAAUUCUUUGAAUGCUGAUAUUGAUGUUGUGCCUGAUGCUGGUUCAGAGCCUGCGGUUUUUUCUGGCUCGAAUGGUUGGAAAACUGUGCCUCAUAAGACGAAAACUCCGAAACGUAAACAGGUUGUGUCGCCAAUGUCUCUGGUAGACCAAGUUGUUCUAACGCAACAACAAAGCACUAGCUUAGCAACAAGCACAGUAACAACGGUGAGCGCAGCUCUCACAACAACGACGUCAACCACGCCUUCAGCAAGAACAGCGGUUUCACAACGCAGUUCACCCACACCCGCACAAACCAGUCCAAGUCAAGCAUCGCAGCGCAGCUCGCCAAUGUCUCUGGUAGACCAAGUUGUUCUAACGCAACAAAAAAGCACUAGCUUAGCAACAAGCACAGUAACAACGGUGAGCGCAGCUCUCACAACAACGACGUCAACCACGCCUUCAGCAAGAACAGCGGUUUCACAACGCAGUUCACCCACACCCGCACAAACCAGUCCAAGUCAAGCAACGCAGCGCAGCGCAAGUUGA